CCAUACGUCUAUUUCACCCCGACCUGCUCCCGAUCUGGCCUUGUGUCCCGGCUGGCCUGYGGAGCAUCGCUAGUAGAAAUCCGAAUUAAGGUCGUGGGUUCGAAUCCCAGCGAGGUGCUUAGACGGAAGCUAAUACUGAGUGGAAGAAUUCAAAUUKAUCACUUCAAACCAAGACCAACAGCUCUUCAYAAUGUGGUGKCUCCUUUUGUUUAUAUUCCUCAAAGGUAUGAGUUCUGUCCAGUCAUUGGACAUGGAUGGUAGCGUUCGAUCUCGUCUCGGACAUUUCAAUACAACGCGYAAUAACCUCGUCAGUCCAGAAGACAAGGCAAAGGCACGUGAUUACAUCGUGAAAACGUUUCAGGAAUUUGGACUGGACACGUGGACAGAGGAGUUUCCAUCCAAUCAGAACUCGUACCCAGGGAUAAACGUGAUUGGCCGCGUCAAUGGCAGAUACACUGGGACCAACAAGGAUAAGAUUCUUAUCAUCGGAUCUCACUACGAUACUGUCCAGACAACCAACGGCGUUGAUGACAAUGGUUCUGGGGUAACGGCGUUACUGCAAACAUUAGCCAAGUAUAAAAGCACGAAUAACGCCAAAUGUACACAAGACUACACCUUGUUAUUUGUAGCCUUCGACCUUGAAGAAAACCAAGGAGGUUCAUGCAGUGGACAGUGUGCCUGUCGUGGUAUUGUGUGUGGAAGUCAUUUCUUUGUCAAAAAUCUAACAAGGCACCUGAACAACACCGGCAUUGGAAUGCAAGGGGCAUUUAUUCUUGAGACAAUCCUGAACUACGACACUACGCCCAAUUCACAAAGUCUCCCUUUUGGCUCUAACAUCGUCAUACCAACGGAGUAUGCUAUAAUAGAAAAAAACGAGUUCAGAGGAGACUUUCUCGCUGUCAUAGGAAGGAAAGACGAUGACAAAGAACUGAUGACUAACCUUACUGGAAACUAUCCACAAGGACGCUUCAAAGCGAUGAAUGUCCCAUUGCCGUUUAGCGGGAAGACAACAGAUCUUCCCCCAAUGCAACAAGGAGCCUUCUUACACUUCCUAAGGAGCGACCACGCCAACUUUUGGAACGGUGCAAUGUCAUGGCCAGCGGUAUUCAUAACAGACACAGCUGAUUUCCGGGGUUUUAUGAAAACGUGUUACCAUCAGCCGUGUGACAACAUGACUAGCGUGACACCUGAUAUGAUAUCAUUUCUGGGUAAGACCGUUGAAGCGCUCGUGAGCGCCGCUGGGAAAAUGACUGGCCGUGAUUGCCCUGGUAACGUUGCUUAUUGCGCGAAUGAAAAAACAAUAACGAGUAACCAAGAGACCAUUUCAUCCCCACUCUACCCCUCUCAGUACCUCAAUGGUGUCAGUUGUGGCUGGAUCAAGCAAUCAGAGUACCCUCAGAAACUGGUGUUUGAACAUUUUGAUUUGGAAAACAGUGUCAAUUGCUCCCAGGGUGAUUACGUGGAGAUAACCGCUGGUGAGAAAAGUUUGGGUAAGUCUGCUGAUCAAAUGAUUAUCGUUUUAGAAAAAAACUGAAAAAUGCKAAAACAG
Molecule: messenger RNA, 1549 nt
Organism: Exaiptasia diaphana
Lineage: Eukaryota; Metazoa; Cnidaria; Anthozoa; Actiniaria; Aiptasiidae
Exons: 8
Coding region: 191-1534 (447 amino acids)
Biological process (GO): proteolysis
Molecular function (GO): metalloexopeptidase activity
Source: RefSeq, a predicted model, not a curated record